GUGUUUUGUAUAUUAACUUAGUUAUAAGCAAUACCAACGCUGAGAGUCGUGUUAUUAUUUUACUAGUAUUACGUUUAGUAUUAGUGCAAUUUUGUUGUUGUUAAGGUAUGUUAUACGUUAGACCUGCCAAAGGUUUCUCCAAUGCAAGCAGGUGAAUUACGAAAAAUAAUGCAGACGAUAUGUUAACAUAUUUCGACAAUUAGAUGGUUGAAAUUUGUGAUACAAGAAAUUUCUGUCUUUGGGUAGGCCUAUCUUACGACCUGCUUUCUCAGUCCUGCUCUGAAUCUGUGGUAUGUGUUAGAACUUAGAAGGAACACAAUGAAGUUUAAGUCGGCUGAUGAAGCUAUGUGAUCCUCCUAAAGUGAGACAAAAAUGGAUUUGGUAGAAAAAUCAAGAGUCGAUUCGUCUUUUGAUGUUGAGAAUACACAGCCUCCCUUUGCUAAGGAUAGUGUAGAGGUUCUGGAAAUGGGGAAAUCUGUGAAGUUUCAAACAGAUCAACCUCAUCUUGUGAGCUUAGGAGGUGGACGCCUUAGUACAUCAAUAACAAUUCAUCCUCUCCAUAAAGGUAUAACCAGGGUAGGUCGGACUGAUGCUUCUACUCCACAGGAUAUACUUGUUAAGGGUACUGGAAUUGAGUCAGAACACUGCUACCUUGAAAAUAUUGAUAGCUUAGUCAGGUUGUACCCUUUAGCAGAAAUGGUUUCUGUGGAUGGGAUGAGAAUUUCUGAACCCACACGCCUUGCACAAGGGAGUAUGAUAUGUUUGGGGAGAUCAAAUUUUUUCCGGUUUAACCAUCCUCAAGAGGCUCAUGAAAUGAAAAAAAAGUAUCCAAACAUAAGGGUCUCAGUAGUGCCAAAUGCCGUUUCACCAGUGCCUGAAUAUUUAGAAACUGAGGAAAAAUAUGCAUAUAAUAAUCUGAGGUCAGGUGAUUAUCAGUCCUCACUUAAUUACCUCAACACAUCAACAGAUUUGUCGGCACCUUUUAAACAUUAUGAGAGUGAUCCUGGAGAAAGUCUUGACUUUGUGGAGAAAGUUUCUAAGUUUGAAUUUAUGAUUCGCAAUCCAAGUGAACCACAGACUUCACAAGAUACUCCUCGGUGGCUAGUACGAGAAGGUAUUCGAAUCCCUUCUUCUGGAACACAAAAAGCUACAGACUCUAAUGGUAAUUACAACAAUAACUUUUAUGCCUCUCCUGCUCUACGUAGUCGCAGCUUACCCCCAAGUCCAGUGCUUAAGAACUACAAGGAGUCUGUCUAUUGUAGAAUAAACCAAAAUAUGUCACCUACCACAUAUGGUUAUUCAGUCCACACAAUGAGUGCCAAUUCUGAAGUCCAUAAUAGUUCGCUUUCCCCAACACACCUUGUAGGAACGUCAAAAAAUAUCUCACCAGUUAAAACACGGAUAUUUAGUUGUUCUUCAAACACUCUUCAUGAUGGGAGGUUUCAUCAUCUAAGUGCUGAGAAUUUGAGGUCUCGAGAAGAAGAACUUGAACAGUUACAUCUGAAAGCAGUAGAAGAGCGUAGGAGAGAAGAGGAAGAACAACGUCAAGAAAAAGUAAGACUUGAAGAAAUUUUAAUUAUGUGUGCAGAAUAUGAGCGCCAGUCUAAAAAAGAAAAUGAAAUGAGUGAAAAAGAAGAAAACGGAAAAUAUCAAGUGUGUUACGAUCCCAAUUCAUGUGAUUCUUCGAAAUUACAUGCUGUGGAGGCCUGUACUACUAAGCAAAGUCCUCUAGUUAAAGAAAAGGUGACAAAGUCCAUAGAAAUUGGCAUCAUGGAACCACAAAGGUCAGGGCAAGCUUCUGUACAAAAAGAUAGUGACCUCUCACCACUUCACUCCCCACCUGUUCAAAACAGGAUCAAAACGAAUGGAUCGCUGCCACGUGAUCGAUCUAACUACCUUACGUCUCCGUCGGGGGAGCCUCAUAAUAGUAGAGGUAUAUACAGUGACACUGUUGUAAAUGGAAAUCAUAACUCACUUAAUUCAUUCUCUUCAGAAGAUGAAUUAAGCUACAUCUUAAAUCCAGGAUCAAAACACAUACCUUUGAGUCCAAAAGAGGCUUAUUCCAAUAACAUUAGCUCUUGCACUUCAUCCACAGGAACGACAUCAUUGAUAUGUCCUCAGUCUCCUAGAAACAAAAUUCGAACUGUUCUUGUUAAAGACAGAUUUGUGUGGAAUGAUCCUGAAUACUACAAUAAAGUUGAGAAGAACUUGGCUAAUGUUUUAGAAACCAAACUAGAUGUGACAAAUGAAAUUCAGUUUCCAACAAUUUCACCAUCAAAAGAUCUAGAGAUGAAUAAUGUUGAUAUCUUACUAGAAACUAAGUCAAGGUUAUUACAUGAAGUAGCUACAUUGAAGAAGAAAUGGACUGAAAUAAAAGAGUUAGAAAAUGAAUCUGUGCAAGAGCUCGAAGUGGAGCAGGCUCUGGUGGAUGGAGAACAAAGAGAUGAAGAACGUCAAUAUGAAGAAAACCAGAAAAAGCUGAGCAAUCUCUUGGAACAACAGAAGAUGCUUCAGAAGGAGGAGGAACGGGUGAUGACAAAAGACCUGGAUCGGCUAGAUGAGGCAAAAAAAAUCUUACAGGAACAGCAUCAAAAAGUAGAAGAGCUUUUGGGGCUCCAGAAGCUACUUAAUGAAAAUGAAGAAACAUUGGAACAUUCCAAGUGUCAAGAUGUGAAUCAAGAAGAUGAAACAUUUCAGGAACAUUAUAAACAGGAAACUGAGCUGUUGGAAACUAAGAAAAAAGCUUUUGAGGAUCUUGAAUUCCAACAUCUUGAACACCAAGCACAUUUUGAAGAAGAAAAGGAUGCUUUGAAUCUUCAACUUGAGCAACUUAAAAAUUACAUUCAUGAGAGACAGACUAAAUUGCAAGAGCUAGCAGAACAACAAAGAUCAAUAAAAGAGCAGAUAUUUCAUGAGAAAAUUAAAAGUGAGGUGGAAAGAAAGCAAGUGUCAGAAGAACUUGGAAAGGUAGAGAAUAAACUGCAUGAGACGAUAGGCCUUCUGCGAGGAACUAGCAUCCCUUCCACACCAGAAAGUAGCUCAGAUAGUUCUCCUCUUUCUUCUGACAAAGAACAGAAGAGUCGACGGUAUGAAGCGAAAACUGACACCAAGGACAACUGGAAAGCACCAGCUGUUCGACAGAAUAGCGGAAGGAAAACAACUGGAUGCAGCUCACUACAGACGGAUCUUGGAAACAGAAACUGUAUAAGUAGCAGUGGGGAAGACCCUUGCCGACGGACAAGUGUUCCAACCCCUAGUUCACAAGGUGAUGAAGAUCUGAGCUUUGAUGUAGUAAUUGAUGAUGAGCAGAUCCUACAAAUCGAUCCAGAAAUUUAUCAUAACGAUGAAAAGUCUUCCAUAGAUGUUUCCUGCGAACCAAGUCAUGAGGAAAUCAAGAAAAGAGAGAAACUCAAAUCUCAGCGUCCCCUGACUCGCUAUCUCCCAGUCCGUGAGUCAGAGUUCAAUUUGCGGCUUCACAUCGAGACGGCCGGUCAUCAGAUUGAGUUGUGUCCUCACGUGCACGUAACUUCUACGGCCUGUCGAGGUUAUCUGCAGAAGCUAAGUGGGGCCUUAAAGAUAUGGAAGAAACGGUGGUUUGUCUUUGAUCGUACCAAACAUGCCCUUGUAUACUAUAGUGAUAAUGGUGAAGCAAAAGUAAAAGGAGGGGUUUAUUUUCAGGCUAUUGAAGAAGUUUAUGUGGAUCACCUGCACUCUAAUAAAAGUCCAAACUUAAGAGCUACAUUUUGUGUCAAAACCUACGACCGAACGUACUUCCUAGCAGCCCCCAGUCCUGAAGCUAUGAGGAUCUGGGUAGACGUUAUUUUCACAGGAGCAGAAGGCUACGUGGAAUUUUUAUUAAACACUGUCUCCUAGUGUUCACCAAAUGUAUGUUCAAAUAGCUUUGAUGUUAUUAUUUCAUUGUCUAUUAAAGUAUGUGUAUAAACAAGUUAAUUAAAGGAUGUGAAGAUCAGGUGUUUAAGUAACCACAAAUUGAUGAUGAAAAUGCCAAUAUAUACAUACAUACACCGACAAGGAUAUCAGCUUUUUGAAGAAUAAUGGAAGCAGAGGUUUUGCCUCUAUUAAUGAGUAGGAACAGAAAGACAUAUUUGACAUGAUGACAUAGUUUGUUUUGUUUUUUACUUUGGUGUCGUUAUGUUACUUUAAAAAGUUUUUAAUACCAGAAAUUGAAGGUUUGGUUAAAAAGAUUCUGUCGUUAUCAGUGUUAUAUCGAAGUACUUGUAAAAACCUUCCAAAGUUGGUACUCAACACACACACGUCUUUAAGUGAAGCAAAUUAUUUCAGGAAACGUCAAGAAUCGUGUCACGUAAAAACCAUUGAGCUAAUACAGGAAAUUUUUAACCUUUUGUUUUACUGGUAAGUCAAUAAGCAAGUAAAGAUUGUGAGAAAAAUGGACACUUGCCAUGCCUGAAUGUACUGAUAAUCUAGUUUAAGAGUGUCUCUCUAACUAGAAAAUAUAGCUUACAUGUGAAGCCAUCAAUCAUAGUAGUUAUUUUUAAAGUUUUGAAAGAACUUUGUUGUUCAAUAGUAACAUCCUGUACAGAGAAUAUUGAUAUAUCUUCUUCUUAUCAAUAACUUUUCUAUUUGAUCUGUCUUGAAUAACUUGCAUAAGGAAACUCAUGGUGAGUGUACAAUAAAUCAAUUCACUGUGUUUUAAUUGGUAAACUUUCUGACAUAAAAUGAAGGGCAACAUCUGCUUUUUAAUGCCCACUUAGGUGUGUGACUCUUGUCAACUUCAGUAUAAGAUUAUUGAAUCAUGAGUAAGGAAACUCAUGGUGAGUGUACAAUAAAUCAAUUCACUGUGUUUUAAUUGGUAAACUUUCUGACAUAAAAUGAAGGGCAACAUCUGCUUUUUAAUGCCCACUUAGGUGUUUGACUCUUGUUAACUUCAGUAUAAGAUUAUUGAAUUAUCGAAAGUAACAAAAACGUUCUACAAAACCUUUGGCAUUGGGUUCAGUGGAACUUAGUACAGAAAGAUGUGAAUGAGUAGACAUGUUAAGUGGGUAACAGAUACUGUGUUUUCACAGGUUUUUAGUGUCACAUUGUUUUGUGUAAAAGUUAUUUAGUGCUUAAUAAGAAAAUACCAUGAAAAAAUAUUUAUAAAUUAGUUGGUAAAAUAUUUGAUUGUAUUUGUACGAAUUAAUGUGUAAAAAACAACCUUACAAAUGAAAUGUGAAACUGAGAAAAUCGUUACCUAAAGAUACCCUUAAACCCUUGUGAAAUUGAGAAAAUCAUUGCCUAAAGAUACCCUUAAACCCUUGGGAAAUUGAGAAAAUUGUUGCCUAAAGAUACCCUUAAAACUCUUGUGAAAUUGAGAAAAUUGUUACCUAAAGAUGCCCUUAAACCCUUGUGAAAUUGAGAAAAUUGUUACCUAAAGAUACCCUUAAACCCUUGUAGUUGCUGGUUUCUUGUGUCUUAUUUAUUUUCCAAAAUGACUUUACUAGUUUUGUUAGAGAAACUCUUAUUUCAGCUACAAAUCUUGUAAAGCUGAAAAUAAAAUAUUUUUGUAAGUUGACACAGAGUAAUAAACUACCAGUAUUUUUGAAAUUAUAUAUAGAAACAAACUUUGGGAUUAUUUUACCAUCCAAAUGAAAAACAGAACCAUAAGGAAACAAACAUUUUGAAAUAAAUUUCUAUAUGUAAAUAUAUAUAUAUAUAUAAAUUCAAGAUUGAAUAUAUAUAAUUGUGUGUGUCCUAAUGUUGGGUGAAUUUGACUUUCAGUUAUUUGGCUUUUUCAGCUCAUUCACAGUUAAUUUAUUUGGCUUCUAAUGUUAUUUGACUUGAGUUUUCAGUUAUCUGGAUCUUUACAGCACAUUCAAUAUUGACUUCAUAUAUAUAUGUUUUAUUAAAUUCAGUAGUUUCAAAUGUGAUAUUGUCUACAUUAAAAUGCAGAUGAAAACAUACAUUAUUGUUACUUUCAAUAAAGACAGUGUUUUAUUAUUUUAAAGGCUCUGUAUUUUCAGUAUUCCCAGUCAUAUUAAGUGAUUUUUUUUUCAUUGUUGUAGUAUUGUAAAUCUUAGGUAUUUUUUAUCAGUGUUUUUAAUUUUGUUUAACCCUGGUCAUAUUGUUGUCUCCCAGAAUAGAUUAAUGUCUACUAAUCUAUAAAUUAUAUUUUAAAAUAUAUUUUUGUAAAUACAAGUAAAAUGGCCGACUUCAAUAUUUGAGUCGUUCUUCCAAAAUAGUAAAAAGUAUAUUUCUUGUCUUGGGAGAAAGGUGGUUGAAAGGGAAACUUGAGAAUUAACUGAACUCAAUAUUGGAUCUUGGUUUCUCAAUGUUGAUCUCUUCAGGUCUUAAUCGAUAACAGAAAAAAAAACCUGUUUAUUAGCUGAUAUUUUGACAUUAAGUAUGUAUUACUUAUUCUUAAAACCAAUUAUAUAUGUAGUAAAGGAACAAGGGGGAAUUUGUAUAAGUUGAUUUACAAAUCAAGGCUGCUAUAGGCAUCGUAUGCUGAUUUUGAUUGGUCAGCUAUGCAAAUAAAGCUGACAACAGUAUUUUGAUUUAAUGUGUUUUAAGUGUAUGUCCAUUUUUCUUGCUGUGUUUAAAUACACGUCAAAAACCGUAGAGUCACAGCUGAUAAUUAAUAUAAUGUUUUCAAGAUGACUGGUAAUAGUAUUUAUAAACAUGCAUGUUCUGUUUAAAUACACAUCAAAAACCUUAGUCACAGCUGGAGAUUAAGAUGAUGUUCUCAAGAUGACUGGUAAUAGUAUUUAUAAACAUGCAUGUUCUGUUUAAUACACAUAAAACCUUAGAAUCACAGCUGGAGAUUAAGAUGAUGUUCUCAAGAUGGCUGGUAAUAGUAUUUAUAAACAUGCAUGUUCUGUUUAAAUACACAUCAAAAACCUUAGAGUCACAGCUGGAUAUUAAUAUAAUGUUUUCAAGAUGGCUGGUAAUAGUAUUUAUAAACAUGCAUGUUCUGUUUAAUCACACACCAAAAACGAUAGUCACAGCUGGAGAUUAAGAUGAUGUUCUCAAGAUGGCUGGUAAUAGUAUUUAUAAACAUACAUGUUAAAUAUUUACAAAUUCAUGUUUCUACUUUUUUUUAUUGACUUGUAACAAUUAACUGCAUAUCAAAGCUGUUUAUCACGGUUUACAGUAACUUAGUCAUUCAGAGGUAGCUUGUAAAGAAAAACAUAUUUUAGACUUGUAAGUCAUCUUUGUUUAGCCUAGAAGCAACGAGUCAUUUUAUAAUUUACUAGAAAGAUGAUAUUUUUGUAAACUUGUUGUACUGCCUUCCCUGUUGUACAGCUUGUUAUAUGUGCAUAUGUAACUGUACGAAUACGAAAUAAACAGCGAACCUUAUAAUUAAUA
Molecule: messenger RNA, 7326 nt
Organism: Limulus polyphemus (Atlantic horseshoe crab)
Lineage: Eukaryota; Metazoa; Arthropoda; Merostomata; Xiphosura; Limulidae
Exons: 17
Coding region: 373-3873 (1166 amino acids)
Molecular function (GO): protein binding
Source: RefSeq, a predicted model, not a curated record